Messenger RNA from Tarenaya hassleriana, 3485 nucleotides. Its product is annotated as probable ubiquitin conjugation factor E4. Gene Ontology annotation, molecular function: ubiquitin-ubiquitin ligase activity. Lineage: Eukaryota; Viridiplantae; Streptophyta; Magnoliopsida; Brassicales; Cleomaceae. Gene Ontology annotation, biological process: protein polyubiquitination. The record is from RefSeq and is a predicted model, not a curated record. The transcript has 16 exons. Gene Ontology annotation, cellular component: ubiquitin ligase complex; cytoplasm; nucleus. Bases 224 to 3340 code for a protein of 1038 amino acids.
UAAUCUUAAGGGAGGGGGGUUCGUCUCUUCGAGUUCAUCAAAAACACAACUCGAGCAUCUUCUAGCGAUCUCUUUCGAUUUUCUUUCUGUUCAUCUCAUGAGCCCUGGUUUCACGUUUGUCUCGCCGUGAAAUUCCCCAGUGUGUUUUUUUUUUGUGAUUGUGGGUGAGAAAAUUAGAAUCGAUUUCCGAAUUGGGGUUUAGGGUAAUUGAUCAUCAUAGUCGAUGGCGACGAACAAGCCUCAGAGAUCACCGGAGGAAAUCGAGGAUAUAAUCCUCCGGAAGAUUUUUCUCGUUACCCUAAUCGAUUCCACAGAUGCGGAUUCUCGAGUAGUUUACUUGGAGAUGACGGCGGCGGAGAUUCUCAGCGAGGGCAAGGAGCUGAGGCUCUCUCGGGAUUUGAUGGAGAGGGUGCUCAUCGAUCGGCUCUCCGGCAACUUUCCCGCCGCUGAACCACCGUUUCCCUACCUUGUCGGGUGCUUCCGCCGAGCCGACGACGAAUCGAAGAAAAUCCAGUCGAUGAAGGACAAGAAUCUAAGAUCGGACAUGGAAACAGUGACCAGGCAGGCGAAGAAACUUGCUGUUUCUUAUUGCCGGAUCCACUUGGCGAAUCCGGACCUGUUUGGAAACUCGGAUAAGGCUAGCGUUGGUCCGGAUAAGAGGCCGAAGAAGAGCCUCUCGCCGCUGCUUCCGUUGAUCUUCGCCGAUGUUAGUUCGGGAUCAUUGGACAUGUUCGGCGGCAGUAGCAGCAGUGUUCGUUGUCCUCCUGGGUUCCUGGACGAGUUCUUCAAGGACUCCGAUUUCGACAGCUUGGACCCGAUUCUGAAGGAACUGUACGAGGACUUGAGGUCUAACGUGAUCGAUACAUCAGUGCUCGGAGAUUUCCAGCCGCCAUUGAGGGCUCUCAAGUAUUUGGUAAGCUUGCCAGUAGGAGCUAAAUCUUUGGUCAGUCAUGAAUGGUGGAUUCCAAGAGGAGCUUAUAUGAACGGCCGAGCCAUGGAAUUGACAAGCAUUCUUGGCCCUUUCUUCCAUAUUAGUGCAUUGCCAGAUAAUUCCCUCUUCAAGAAUCAACCAGAUGUGGGGCAGCAAUGUUUCUCUGAAGCAUCAAGUCGCCGACCUGCUGAUUUAUUAUCCUCAUUCACCACGAUAAAGAAUUUUAUGAAUAUUUUAUAUAGUGGGCUUCAUGAUGUACUCCUUGUUCUGCUUAAAAGCACCGAUACCCGUGAGAGUGUUUUACAGUUUCUUGCAGAGGUGAUCAAUGCAAAUGCUGCAAGAGCUCAUAUUCAGGUUGAUCCGAUUUAUUGUGCGAGCUCAGGCAUGUUUGUUAACCUCAGUGCUGUCAUGCUCCGGCUGUGUGAGCCCUUCUUAGACCCACAUUUAACAAAAAGGGAUAAGAUUGACCCGAAAUUUGUAUUCUACGGGAAUCGUUUAAAAUUAAGUGAGUUGACUGCUCUGCAUGCAUCAUCCGAAGAAGUUUCUGAGUGGAUUAACAAGGAUAAUCCAGAAAAAGUCAAUGGUUCAGGACAAGAAAGCGAGGGUGAAAGUCGCUUGUUACAAUCCCAGGAAGCCACAAGUUCCAGAAGCAAUGCUUCUGGGCAUCUGCAAAAUGCAAAGUCAACUGGCAAAUACACUUUCAUUUGUGAAUGCUUCUUUAUGACUGCAAGGGUCCUUAACUUGGGUCUCUUAAAAGCAUUAUCUGACUUCAAACAUCUUGUUCAGGACAUCUCGAGAUGCGAGGACACCCUCGCAACACUAAAAGGCAUGGAAGUUCAAGCACCUUCUCCACAAUUAAAGCUCGAUAUAGCUCGAUUAGAAAAAGAAAUAGAGUUGUAUUUGCAGGAAAAGCUUUGCUAUGAGGCCCAAAUCUUAAGGGAUGGAGAUUUUAUUCAGCGUGCAUUGUCAUUCUACCGGUUAGUGGUGGUUUGGUUAGUUGGACUAGUUGGUGGGUUCAAGAUGCCUUUGCCAUCAACUUGCCCCAUGGAAUUUGCCUGUAUGCCUGAGCAUUUUGUUGAAGAUGCAAUGGAGUUAUUGAUAUUUGCCUCAAGGAUCCCCAAAGCUUUGGAUGGGGUGAUACUGGACGACUUCAUGAACUUCAUUAUCAUGUUCAUGGCUAGUCCAGAAUAUAUCAGAAAUCCUUAUCUUAGAGCGAAGAUGGUCGAAGUGCUGAACUGCUGGAUGCCCCGAACAAGUGGUUCAACUGCUACAUCUACUCUGUUCGAGGGCCAUCAGUUAUCGCUUGAGUAUCUUGUCAGGAACUUGUUGAAACUAUAUGUUGACAUUGAGUUCACUGGUUCUCACACUCAGUUCUAUGACAAGUUCAAUAUUCGCCACAAUAUUGCCGAGCUGCUGGAAUAUCUGUGGCAAGUGCCUAGCCACCGUAAUGCUUGGAGACAGAUUGCAAAAGAGGAGGAAAAGGGCGUGUACUUGAACUUCUUAAACUUCUUGAUCAACGACAGCAUCUACCUUCUAGAUGAAAGUCUUAACAAAAUUCUCGAGCUUAAACAACUCGAGGCUGAGAUGGCAAAUACUGCAGAGUGGGAGCAGAGACCCGCUCAAGAGAGACAGGAGAGAACAAGACUCUUCCAUUCUCAGGAGAAUAUUAUCAGAAUUGAUAUGAAGUUAGCGAAUGAAGAUGUGAGUAUACUCGCGUUUACGUCUGAGCAGAUCACGGCCCCUUUUCUGCUUCCUGAGAUGGUUGAAAGGGUUGCUAACAUGCUUAACUACUUCUUGCUACAACUCGUGGGUCCGCAACGUAAAUCUUUGACCUUGAAGGAUCCUGAGAAGUAUGAAUUCCGUCCAAAGCAAUUGCUUAAGCAGAUCGUUCGUAUAUAUGUUCAUCUUGCAAGAGGAGACUCAGAAAACAUAUUCCCAACUGCCAUCUCCAGUGAUGGCCGAUCAUAUAAUGAAAAGUUGUUUAGUGCAGCAGCAGAUGUACUUAGGAAAAUUGGUGAGGAUGGGAAAAUCAUACAAGAGUUCAUAGAACUGGGUGCAAAAGCCAAGGCUGCUGCUUCCGAGGCCAUGGACGCUGAAGCUGCGCUUGGAGAGAUACCAGACGAAUUCCUCGAUCCAAUUCAGUACACGUUGAUGAGAGAUCCGGUGAUACUUCCGAGUUCAAGAAUCACAGUGGACAGACCUGUCAUCCAGAGGCAUCUUCUUAGCGACAACCACGAUCCGUUCAACCGGGCACACCUGACGGCGGACAUGCUGAUACCCAACACCGAGCUGAAGGCAAAGAUCAUGGCGUUCGUCAAGUCCCAUGAAUCUCAGAGACGCAGAGGAGGAGAAGAAGAGAGCAAGGAGGAGAGAAUACUUACCACAAGCAGCGACAUGUUGAUCGAUUGAUCUUUAGAAUAAGUUAUGUUGUUAGGCGUUCAUUUCAGACAACAACUGAUUGUCUUCUGUAUUAACAUCGAACUACUCUGUCCUUUUCUUCUCCUAUGAAUUUCAUCUUUGAAAGACACUAUUAUUUAAGAAUUUCAUAAUACAA